Fukomys damarensis (Damara mole-rat) is the source of this 1196-nucleotide messenger RNA. Its product is annotated as lysine-rich coiled-coil protein 1. Bases 283 to 987 code for a protein of 234 amino acids. NCBI's taxonomy places the organism in Eukaryota, Metazoa, Chordata, Mammalia, Rodentia, Bathyergidae. The transcript has 2 exons. The record is from RefSeq and is a predicted model, not a curated record.
UGAAGCUUCUGGUUGAGUCUUUGGGGCUCCCCACUUUGGCCUUUAAGUCCCCUUCAAAAUUAGCACUUCCUAAACCUAAACUCAGUGGAAAAUAUAAGGGGCGAGUUCUGGAUAUACUGAGGAAAAAAACUUUUUUUAAGAAAAUAGAAUGGACUGUUAUAACAUGUAUGAACAAAUGCUGAAAGUAAUGUGCCUGCAUUUUACCUAGAAGGAACCUGGGAAAAUGAGAAGUUGGGCUCUCAUCCACUGACAGCCUGAGACCAGCAGAGGAAGCAGAAAUCCAUGUUUGAUACAAUGGAGGCUUCUAAGAGAGAUGAAUCUUUCCAACAUGAGCUUCAAGAUUAUAUUAGAAGACAGAAAGCCAGAGGAUUACAACCAAAUGUUACCUUUAGACAGGUGACAGCAGAUUCUGCCCAUAAAGCAAGGGGUCCCAUUUGGCCCAGACCUCCAGUGCAGGACCAGCAACCCUACUACCAGAGAACCCCCGGGUUCCCUACUUCCUACAGAGGGCCAAAGACAGUGAAAAGACAGGUGCCUCCUUGGCCUAAAAGCCAUCACUCAGGACCGAGGCCAGGCUCUCUACAUCGCUAUCAGAAAAAUCAGGCCCAUUUCUUCAAAGGCCAGAGGCUCCCAUGCCCUGUCUACUUCUGGGAGGAUCCCAGCAGGUUCCACUGGUCACGGCAUCAGGACAGAGGCCAGAAGAGGAGGCAUGGGGAAGAGCCAGGAGAAGGAGCCACCACCUUGGAGCCCCAGCAUGCAGAGCAGCAUGGAGAGGGAGGGGCUGGUGAAGAGAACAGGAGCCUUGGCGUGAGAAAGGCCAAUGGGGAGCCCGUGGAUGCACAAAAGCCCAAGCACAGGAAGCAGAAUGACCGAGAUGGACAGGACACCACCAAAGCCAGAAGAUGGUCCCUCAGGGUAGAGGGGUUUCAGGGCUGCAUUCCAGAGAUGGACCUGUGGAAUGAGGCAGUCCUGGGUGGCUAUUACUGACACUUGGGCAUAUGGGGUCCCAGCAUUUGAAAUAAAGUAGGCAUUUGAAGUUGUUGGAAAGGAUGGGAUAAAGAACUUUUGAGCAUCAGAUUAACGUCUGGCUGAGUCAGGAGCGCUGCACCCAUCUCGUGAGAAAACUCCUAGGCCUAUUAGGGCUGGAAUAAUCCACCCCUCAGGUGUGUAGAGAUCUGACCUAGACAGAUAAACUG